AAAAAGUAUCCAUUAACUUUAAAGCCAGCACUUUUGAAAAUGUUAAAAUAUAAAUCACUUAAGGAUAGUCCAACAAAGAUUAGAGCCCACUCUUUCAAUAUGACAGAGGCAAAUUCAAAGGACUCGGCUGCGUUUCAGAUGCAAAAAGAAGUUAGUGGCUCGGCUUCCAGCCAAGAUGAUACAGCUCCGGAAAAACAGGGAGCUACAUCCGGUGCUAAGGGAGAUAACUUGGAAGACCUGUUUUCAACUUUAAAGCAGCAGAUAUCCAGCUCUGAUUGGUUGAAGGAGAACACUGCUGAAAAAUGGGUGAAGGAAAACCCAGAACUCGCUAAAGACUACAUGGAUGCAGCGAAAAAAUCUUGAUAUUUGUUUUUGUGUAACCUUUUAACAUUUAGUUAUGUGCAACCUUGCAAGCUUGGAUGUUGAUGAGGAAUCAGUGAAAAAAUUCUUGAUAUCUAGUGGCAUGUAGCCAUGCAAGCUUAAUGGAAGUGACAUUCGGAGCUCCUUGGCCAUUUUAUCGAAGUUUAAAUUUAUUGCCAGUGAAGAGAAUUAUUGUAAACAAAAUUAAGAUUCCCACGAUUUAAGUCAUAAAGUUUAACUGCUUAAUAAAAUUACUACGCGAUCUACUUGCAGCGGACUUAAACGUGCCACUUUAUGAGUAUGUAAACCGUCCAAAUACAUCCGAGGUUGUUUUCGAUAAAAUGGCCGAGGAGUUUCGAAUGUGGAAGUGAUUGACUACAAAACAGGUGUCAAAUAAUCUUGAAAUUUAGUGAUGUGUAACUUUGAAACAUUUAGUGGGGUUUUACCUUGUAAAUCCAGUGAAUCAGAAUUGAACAGAAAACUAAAGAUUAAAACAAAUUAGUGAUGGUUAUCGGCACUGAUGUAAUAAUCGAUUAAUCUGCUGGCAUGUUUAACCGAUUAUUUCGAUUAAUCUGCAUUUGCAUAAAGUUGUACUUUUUCACUAUUUGACAUUUGAAUUGCAUGUACAUGUAUAAAUCUUUAUGGCAGUACACUAUAUUGUAAGAUAAAUCAACUGUGAAUAAAAAGUCAGUCUCUUUUAUAAA
Molecule: messenger RNA, 1064 nt
Organism: Mya arenaria
Lineage: Eukaryota; Metazoa; Mollusca; Bivalvia; Myida; Myidae
Exons: 4
Coding region: 40-363 (107 amino acids)
Source: RefSeq, a predicted model, not a curated record